This is a messenger RNA of [Candida] anglica, 3096 nucleotides long. NCBI's taxonomy places the organism in Eukaryota, Fungi, Ascomycota, Pichiomycetes, Serinales, Debaryomycetaceae. The record is from the annotation of a GenBank genome assembly.
AUGGCAAAGAAUAUAGGAUUUACCAAGUUAUCAAAUGACGAAUUCCAAAUCCCCAAGGAAUCAUUCACGGCAUGUAAACUUUCAUAUGGAGAUAUAGCAGAUAUCAGUGAAGCCUCGAAAUGUGACUUAUUGGGCGGGGUCCCCGAUGCAUGGUAUGACAAGGCUAAUCGGUUCAAUUUAAGGAAACUUUCCCAAAGAAGAUUGUCUCGCAAUGUUCUGGUUGCAUUGAAUGCGGCUAGCAAUAGUAUCCGAAGAACAUAUCAAGUGAAACCUCGAGAAACUCGUAUAGAUGAAGGCAUUUUCAACAUUUUCGCCAAACGACAACAAGAUACUGACGACCAAAGAGCAUCUGACAUUGACCAAGUUACUACUAAUGAUAAUGAAACGAAUAUAGAAGUUCCAGAUGAAUAUGAUAACGAUGAUGAUGAUGAUCACUACUAUGACGAGUUUGAUGCUCAAUAUAUUUUGAACUCAUCUCCUGGGACAAGUAAUAGAGAUUCCAGUAAUCUGGAAUUUAUUCAAUCACUUCCAAAUCCAUCAAUUUUGUCGAGUCCAAUGGGACAAAUUGAUACAGAUGGGACUUCGCCAACCUCCAGACCACUGAGUGAAUAUCCUCCAGGUAUCAUUCGUCUAGGUGACGAUGGAGGAGCUGCAGAGUCUUCGGUUGUUCUGAGUAAGUUUACAUCCAAGACACGUACCUUGAGAUUUGCAAGCGAUACAAAAAUUAAAUCAAGGUCCAAUGGUAUCGAUUUUCUUCCACAUGAACCAACCGAAGUCCUGGUUCAACAAAAUGCGGUUCGAGUUGACAAAGAUCAUUAUAAGAUGCUUGAUCGAAUUAGAACUGCUAAAAACUCAUCCAAGAAACGAGCUAAGAGAGGUAAACGGAGUAUUGAACUGAAGAUUGUCCAUAAAUUAUUGAAAAAGUUUCAUAAUGGUGAAAUCAUUAAAAUGAAUAGAAUGCUUGUCCUAUUGAAAGUGGCGCUGAAAGUCAAUACAACGCUUAAAUUUGAAGAAAAUGAGCCAUGUGAUACUCGUAUCUAUGAGCGGUGGAGAGAAUACUAUGUGGUGUUGAGAAAAUCUGGAGCAAAUAAUUCAGAUAUUGAAAUGCAACUAUAUGAUGUGUUUAAAAGCUCAUCACAAGAUAUGAAAAAACCAGAUAUAAGUUUCAAAUGGACUGAUGACAUACAAGUUCGUUUCUACAGUGCUGUGGAUAAAACAAUCAGUAUUGCUGUCCCAUCUAAGGAUAAGGGGAUGCUUAUUUAUAUACUCCAAUGUCAUGAUCAAACAACAUCUUAUAGAUGGCUAUUCUUUUUAAGUCAAAUCUCAAAUCAUGACUUGGAUUCAUCAUUCCAUGUUCAAAUUCCUCAUAUCGAUUUAGCAUUAACAAUUAACAUCCCCGAAGAUAUUCUUGGAAAAGAAUUGAUAUCGAAGGAUGUUAUGAUGAAGGUUACAAGAUUAGAACUCGGCUACUCAGUAGAAUAUACAACAUUACUCCGGUAUUUGAAAAGCAAAAUCAUUACCGAAUUGUCAAACAUUGGUGUUAUUCGCAAUGAUACUAGUCCAAAGGAUUUGUGGUUGUGCUUCAAGUACUAUGACCGUAUAGAAUGGAUCCCCAACAAUGGACAUAUGCUUUAUUUGCAAAAUAUUUUAAAGUCCAAGGAGUUCCAAUUACAAUUGAUUGAGAAAACACCAAAUCCUCGUACAACCACUUUACCAUCGGGUACCACUCUUCGUGAGCCUGUUACUAUAGAAGGUUUUCUUUCUAGGUUGACUGAUAUCUUUGGAGAUGAAAGCACUCUCUUUAAGCAAUUUUUCAAAAUGCUGUACUUUUACAGUUGUGAUAAUAUUCUUUUCUAUACUAAGUUUUUUCGUGGAUUACCACCAUCGCCUAAUAAUGAUUUAAUGAAUCCCGACUGUGAUGUUUCGAAUAUUGUUGAUCAAAUUCCUAAUAUAUAUACACAUUCCGCGUUUCCCAUUGAUGAAAAUCAUCACCUUUCUUGGCUAAAUGAGAAGGAAUUUGAUAAAGGUGAUAUGUUUGCUCUGUCGGAAUUAGAAAGAAGAGUCCAUCAAAUCAUCAAGGCGGAAGGAAUGAUUGACAUGUGUCUCAUUAAAGAUGUUCGUAAAAUGGACCCGAAAAGAAUAAAAGUCGGUCAAAAGCUACUCUUGAGUAUUGUAUGGUAUUCCAGUGCACUAAUUGAAGAUGAAGCUAUUAUUGACUCUGGCUUUGAAAUAGAAUUGAUUCAUGGGAGUGUUUUGCGAUUACAGGCACCUAAUAGAGAAAUACGAGAUGAAUGGGUGACAAGGUUAUUAGAAAUGAAAACCUAUUGGACAAGUAGGAAACAAGAUGAUGUGAAUAUGUUGCAAAUGGUUCGACAACAAAAUAAACAUCUGUUAAACAUUAGAGAGUACGCUGAUUCCAAUAUCACACAAGAAGCUGGCUUUGUUGAAUUGCAGCACUCUAUUGCAGACCCCCGAAUAUACAAUAUGGACUGCUUAUCUAUUAACCAUUGUGUCCUUAUGAGUGGCUAUUUAUAUAUGAAGAGUAAAAAGCAUGGGGAUUUCAUCCAAUAUUUUGUCGUCAUGUGUCCUGGAUUUCUAUUGCUUUUCAGAAUUAGUCGAAGAUCAAAGGUGAAUGGUGUACUUAAAGUAACUUCUUGUUUCGAACAUUACAUGACUAUCCCUAUAAAUGAGUGUUAUAUUUAUUCGGGGGAAUCAUCAGCACCUGAUUUGUUAAUUUCUUCGCAACGGCAGUUUGAUUCACAGAAUCCGGGACGUCAUCAACUCCCUAGAUUAUACGCCGAUGGGUGGCGGUCUUCGGAAGAAGAGCCAUUGAGAUGCUUUACAUUGUGGGUCGGCAGGAAGAGAAAUAUAAUAGGUAAUGAAAAUUUGAAUCAAAAUUAUUUCACUUCCAACUCUUCGUCAAACGGGAGUACAUUACCAAAAAAUCCGGGGGUCAUCCGUAUGAUUAGAAAAUUAGGUUUAACAGGACGUACAAUUGUUUUUAUGGCUAGAUCACGUCAAGAAAGAGAAUUAUGGGUCUCUAGGUUUCAAACUGAGUUUGACCGAUUUACACCUGUUGAUGAAUACGAAAACUGA